Molecule: messenger RNA, 402 nt
Organism: Aureococcus anophagefferens
Lineage: Eukaryota; Pelagophyceae; Pelagomonadales; Pelagomonadaceae
Exons: 1
Biological process (GO): homocysteine metabolic process
Cellular component (GO): cytosol
Molecular function (GO): [methionine synthase] reductase (NADPH) activity; FMN binding; flavin adenine dinucleotide binding
Source: RefSeq, a predicted model, not a curated record
GUCGCGGUGCUCUACGGGUCGCAGACGGGCAACGCGUCCUGCAUCGCCGCGGACAUCGGCGACGAGCUGCGGGCGCGGUCGCCCGCCUGCGACGUCGUCGUCGGCCCGCUCGACUCGUGGCGCGACCGCCGCGCCGACGGCGGCCAGGUGCUCGGCCCCGGGUCCGUCUGCGUCUGCGUGACGUCGACGACGGGCAACGGCGACGCGCCGGACAGCGCGGACCGCUUCUGGCGCUUCGCGCGCAAGCGGAGCCAGCCCGGGGACCUCUUCGCGGGCGUCCGCUACGCGGUGCUGGCCCUCGGCGACACGAACUACGACAAGUUCUGCCACGUGGGCAAGACCAUCGACAAGCGCCUCGGCGAGCUCGGGGGCGAGCGGUUCUACGGGCUGGCCUGCGCCGAC